Messenger RNA from Camelus dromedarius (Arabian camel), 1757 nucleotides. RefSeq names its product gamma-glutamyltransferase 6 (gene GGT6). Gene Ontology annotation, cellular component: extracellular exosome. NCBI's taxonomy places the organism in Eukaryota, Metazoa, Chordata, Mammalia, Artiodactyla, Camelidae. The transcript has 4 exons. The coding region runs from base 24 to 1490 and encodes 488 amino acids. The record is from RefSeq and is a predicted model, not a curated record.
GCUGGGGCAGGUGCCGUGGGGCCAUGGAACCCGAAGCAGGGCCUGUACUCUACCAGAAGCUGCUGGUCUGGGAGCCAAGCUUAGAGUCCGAGGAGGAAGAAGAGGAGAUAUCAGAGCAGCUCAUUCCGGAUCCCUGGGGGCCCCAGGACUCCUCUGGGAACAAGGCUGGGGGUCUGCCCGGGGCCUGGGCCCGACUGGUAGCUGCCCUGCUGCUGCUGGCCAUUGGUUUCUCCCUGGCCGUGAGGCAACUCCACAGCAUCAGUGGCUCUCCAGGAACGUUGGGCUCUGGGGCCCCUCCACCCAGCAGGCAUUCCCACGGCCCUGGCGUGUACCCCCAUGGUGCCAUCAUCAGCCCCGCAGCCACGUGCUCCCACCUGGGCCAGGAGUUGCUUGUUGCUGGGGGCAAUGUCGUGGAUGCUGGCAUUGGAGCGGCUUUGUGUCUGGCAGUGGUGCAUCCACACACCACAGGGCUAGGUGCCAUGUUCUGGGGCCUCUUCUACAAUAGCUCCUCAGGCAACUCAACUGCCCUGACAUCAGGCCCAGCCCAGACCCUGGCCCCCGGCCUGGGGCUGCCCUUGGCUCUACCUGCCCUGCGCCUGCUACACACCCACUUCGGCCGCCUGCCCUGGCCACGCCUGCUGGUGGGCCCCACCACGCUGGCUCAAGAGGGCUUCCUGGUGGACACAUCCCUGGCCAGGGCUCUGGCAGCCCAGGGCACAAAGGGCAUCUGUCCACUCCUUUGCCGUACUGAUGGGACCCCCCUGGGACCUGGGGCCCGAGCCAUCAACCCCAAACUGGCAGCUGUGCUACACAGGGCUGCACUUGCCCCCACCCCAGACCUCACUGGGGAUGCCCUACUGAGCCUUCUGGCCCGAGAUCUGGGGCUGGAGGGCCCCUCAGCUGGGCCCAGGCCCACCUUGGAGCCAGCACUGCGACUGCCUGUGCCCCAGGGCAUCCUGUUCACCACCCCUAGCCCCUCAGCUGGCCCAGAACUCCUAGAGCUGCUAGAGGCAGCUCAGCAGUCUGGAGGGCCCAGCCCUGACCCCUGCCCACCACGCCUCCUAGCUGUUGGGACCACAGGGAGCAGUGUCCUGGCCACUGUGGACAGCGGCGGCUCUGUGCUGCUUCUCACCUCCUCGCUCAACAGCUCCUUCGGCUCUGGACACCUGUCCCCAAGCACUGGGGUUCUACUUAGCAACCUGGUAGCCAAGUCUGCUGCCUGGGCCUGUCCUCUCAUCCUCCAUGGCAGGCUGGAUGACAAUGAGGCUGACGUUUUGGGGCUGGUUGCUUCAGGGACACCCGCAGUGGCCAGAGUCAUGACUCAUACCUUGCUCAGCCACCUGGUCAGGCCCCAAACCCAUGCUCAGCAAGGACCCACCAAGAGCCCCAGACCUUGUAUCCAAGGGACCCUGCUCCAGGUGGCAGCCCAUGCAGAGCAUGCCCAUGUCUCCAGUGUCCCCAGUGGCUGCUGCCCCUCCCAGGGGUUUUAAGGCGGGGGGAAGUGUCUGGCAGGGAGGGCGGUGGGAGUAGAGGUCUCAAGCCUGGAGACAGGGGCAGGGCAAUGGAGUGCAUAAAGAAUGUGCAUCGGUUAUGUGCUCACUGCUGGCUCGGGCCCUCAACUUCCAGCCUGGUCAGUUGCCUGGAAUUGAGUUCCAGGUCUUUUUUCAGCUAAGGAACCUGAGGAUAAUGAGGAAAGAACACCAGGGCCUGGGGACAGCCCUGAGUUCAGAUCCAGCUCUGGGAAGGACAGGUGGCAG